AUGCAAACAUUUCGAAAAUUCGCAAGAGGCUAUAUGCAAACAAUGCUCUAUGGUAUAGAAGAGAGACCAAAGUUUAAAGUAAAGAAGAAAAUUUAUGAAAUUAGAUGGAUGGUACAUUUUAUUUUAUUUUGCAUUUAAUCAAUCAUUUUCAAUAUUUAUCGAUUAUUGUGAAUGCAAAUUAGAAUACACAUUAUAGCGACUUUAAAUUAACUUAUUCACAAAGUUUUUUAGAGUUUUUUAUUUUGAAUAACACUUUAAAAUCAUCUAUGACAUCAAAUUUGGCAUUAGCUAUUAUCGUAAUCUCUUUUGUCUCACAAUUGAUACUUAUCUUAUUUUUGAUCUUUUCUACCUUCAUAAGAAUAUGGACAGCUAAUCUUAUUAGAAGAGAUAUAACUGGAAAUGAUAAUAUGAAUUCCUAAGUAUAGAAAUGGGUCAUGAGUUUUAAUGAAACUCUUCAUUGGUAUUUUGUUUUCUAUCCUGUAAUUUAUCUCUAAAUCGCAGUUAUUUCUUUUAGUUCCCUUACUUGUAAUUCUGUCAGUAUAUUUCCAAAAUAAGAAUGCGAAAUAGGAAUAGGAACUCAAAUAUUAGCGAUUAUUCCAUUAAUUAUUUCUUACAUAAAUGGAUAAAUUUUGAUUUAUAUUAUGAGGAAUCAUAGAUUCCAUGAACCUAAUUCUUUGAAAAGAAGAUAUUCUUCCUUAUUAUUAAUAAAUAACACAGUUAUUCUGAUAGAGAUAUUUUCACAUUAUAUUUUUGAAGUAAAAUUAAACCAUAUAAAUAAUAGUUUCAAGUUGCCGAUAUCCUCAAAUAUUCAAUGGCUAAUUUUUUUGCCAUCAACUAAAUUAUUGAUUAAUUAACUAAUUUUCCUUACAGAGAUCCAAUCCGUGUUCCUUCUAUUAGAUUAGCAUUUGUUUACGCUUGGAUAGUUUUAGCAGUUACUGCAUAUAAAUUUAACUUUUUUGAUUAAGAAAAUCUAUUCUUCUUUAUAAUCUUACCUUUGCCAGGAUUAGCAAUUGUAGGAGAAACCUUAUCCUCAUUAUUUCAAAGUCAUGCCAUAUUAAAUUAUAACUCUAGUAUACAAAUAGAAGAGAAACACAUCAUUAUUGCUGUAGAUUAAUGUUACAAAUAUCAUACUGACUUUUUAAAAGUAUUAAAAAUUACAAUUGAAUUUAGGAUCCUUAAGCUCAAUUGUAAUAUUUUUAAUUUCUCAUGAUUCAUCGUUUGUAUUGUAAAAAUAAUAAAUGCUAUUCCAAACUCAAACGCUUUGAGACAUUGAACGUUGAUCAGAAAAAAGAUCUUAACAUACUGACUUUGAGCAUCAUCAAAUGUAUAUUUAAGGCAGCCCAAAACUGGCUGUUUUCUAUGUACUCUUUAUAUUAAUAAAAUAGUCAUAAUUUAAAUGCAGAUUUAUAAUUUGAACAGUUGUAAUUAUAGUAUAUUAGUUUUGUAUCGGAAAUAGCUCAAAAACCAUUAAUAGGAUAUCUAGAAUUGAGACAAUACUAAAAUAAUAAAUUAAAUAGUAAUUCGACUUAUUUUGUCGAGAUUACUAAUAAGUUAGCAGAUUAAUUAAAAAAGCAAAUAACAGAUAAUUAAAUUAGAUAAAAUUCCAAAGCUGUUUUGAUUCAUGAAUAACGAACUUAGCUUAUUGAAAUUUCACUGACUUAAUAAUGGUAAACAUAAAAUUUGUAUGAAAAUUUAUUAUAAACAUAUAUAAAUUUGGUAGAUUAAAAAAUAGAGCAUUGGUAAAAUUUAAUAAAUGGAUAUCCUAGUUUAAAUCCAUUUUAAUCAAAAACAUAAAAGUUAUGUGAAAAAAUCAUGAAUGUAAUGUAUGAAGACAUAUGAUUAGCUUAGAAUUGCAUUAGAUAAGUAUAUAGGAGUACCUUAAGAAUGGUUUGAUAUGAAAACAACUACAACUAAAGGUAUUGCUGUAAAAAAAUUAAGUCAUGCUUAACUUAACAUAAAUGUGAUAACAUUAAAAUUAUAUUCAUUGUUUUAUUCAUUAGUGAUGAAUGAUUUUGACAGAGUAAUAAUAAGAAUGUAAUUUAGUCUGUAUAUGUCGAAUAAUAUGUUAAAGAUUUAACAUCAAAUGAUAGACAAAAAGAGAUUGACAUAAUUGAUAAUAUUUCUCUAUAUAAUGAUUCAACAACAAUUAUUUUGGUUAGCAUAGUCAAAAAUAAAGGCAAAAUUGUUAAUAAGAAUUAAUUGGCAUUAGCUAAUUUUUUUCAUUAUAUUGAUGCAAAUGAUUUUAAAGAAUCAGUAGCUUAAGUUCAUAAUUUAUUACCAAAAACUAUGAUGAAAGGUCAUGAAUAUUUAAUUGAUGCAUUUAUUUAAAAAGGUCAUAGUGAAUAUUUUAUUCGUAAGAUUUCUGGAUAUUAUGAAAACAAAAAAGGAUUUAUUGAGAAAUGCUAUGUAAAACUAGGGAAUUUAUUUGAAGAAUUAGAUGAUUAUGUAAUAACAGCAUCUAUAUUAAAAUGCAAUAUAUCUAAUUAGUUGAUCAUGGUUGAUGCUGAAGGAAAAAUAAUUGGAAUUAGUGAAGGAUUAUUCAAAACUAUUAGCACUAAAGUUCCAAACAUAACUAUUGAGUUUUUUAAAGAAUUUUGUCACUUCUUUCUUAUUUUCCCAUCAUUUUUAACUAUUUUAAAUUAAAAUCUAAAUUAAAUUAGUGAAUUAGAUCAUUAAUUUAUUGAUGAUGAAGAACAUUUAUUUUAUAUUCCUUCUAAUUUAGUUGAACUUAAUUCUUUAUUUGUAAGAGAAUAAUAUGAGAAAAUGGGUAAUACACUUGUAGAUGGUUUGGAGAGUUAAAAUUUAAGUUCUUGGAGAUCAUGGAAAUCAGUAUAAAAAUCUGUUAAAAGUGAUCAUUCAUUUGGUUUAGAUAGAGGAAGUACAACAAUUUUGGGGGAAAAAGUGCCAAUAGCUGAUAAAUCUAACAUUAAUUUUCAUUUUUAGUUUAUGAAUUAAAAUAAAGAUUAAUUAGAGAAGGUAUUCAUUAUAAUAUAAAUAUAAAGUAUACGAUAAUUAGAACAAAAAUUAAAAUGUCCUAUUAAAUGAUGAAAGUUAAAAAAUACUCAUAUCCUUACUUUGUAAUUGAAUUAGAACAUAUGAAUGAAAUUAAUUCUUAGCAUAAAUUUUUUAGUAGAUAUCCAACAAUGGGAUAAAACUUUGAAGCUUCUACAACAAUGUUUAAUUCUGCUUAAAAUCAUAAAUCAUUAAAUGAAACAGUACCUUCAAGUGCAGAUAGAUCAAUUAAUGAUACUAAACCAGUUAGUUUUUAGCCUGAUAAAGUUAACUUAGAAUUAGAAAAUAAUAGAAAACUAAAUAAAAAUACUAAAAUUACAGAUGAAAAAAUUAAAUAAUUAAUUUAAUAAGAUGAUAGUAAUUUAUUAUUUGGAAAUGACCAUUCUUAAAUUAGGUUAUUUGAUAAACCAAGUGCUAUAGAAAUAUAAGAUGUUUCAGCUCCUCCAUCAGAAAUUAUGAUACCAAAAAAUGCAUAUAGACCAGAUUUUAGUGGAAUUCCUAUCUAAAAAGAUUAAGAUGAUGAUUCAGAUGAAUUUUUUUAACUUCAUAAACAUUUUGAUGUAUGAAUUAAAUUAUAUACAUAGGAAAAACCUUAAAAAGUAGAAGAAAAAUAAUUAUAGUAAGAAAAAUCUAGUGAUGAAUUUAAAGAUAAAGAUGAAUCAUAAUAAGAAAUAGAAGAUAAUUUUGAAAAACAUUCUUCAAACUAAAAUAUUAAUAAGAAAAACUUUAUUCAAUUAUUAGUUGAAAAUAAAUAAAUGCAAUAAGAGUAAGUAUUAUAAAAUUUAUAAUUUAUAGAAACUAAAAUGAAAAUGAUGAUGAAGAUAAGAAAAAAAGAUCAAUUGCAAGUUCAUCAAGAACUAGUACCUCUAAAUCUCCUUCAUUACUUGUUCGUUCCUUAUAUUAAGUAAGUACUUUUGGAGGAGGACUUAAAUCUGUCAUUUUUGCUAUUCUAUUGUAUCUUGUGUUGUAGUUCUGUCUUGUUUUUGUUAAACUAAGCAUCAUACAAAGUUUUUUUUUAUUAAUAAUUUAGAUAAUUAUGACAUUCUCUAAACAAAUAUCAAUUAUGUUACAUAUCCAGAAACUUUGAAUUUUUAUUUUUAAAAAAUUGCAUUCUUUGCUUGGAUUAGCAUUUAAGAAAAGCUUGACAUAAUUCAGUAUAGUGAAUUCAUUAAAAAGUAAUAAAUAGAAGAAUUGCAAGCUACAAGAUAAAUUAUUGAUGUAAAAUUAAAUGAAUUGUACAAAGGAAUAAUAUAAUUUGAAGAAUAAAUAAUGAAUGAUGAACUUAAAUUAAUUAGCAUUAAUGAUUUAUCUUUUUCUGAAUAAUAACUUGAUCUAACUUAAUUAAUCUAAUAAAUUUAGCUGCACUCUUUUAACUAUAUAGAUAAUAUUUAAUAAGGUGAUAUUUUUUCAGAUUGUCUAUUUUUUAGAUUGAAUGUACCUUAUGUGUACAAUUUUGCUUAUAAAUAUAUUACCUUAUUAAAUGAAAACCUGGUUUAUUAUGAGGAUAGAAUUAUCAAUGAUAUAAUUAUUUUAACUAUGACUUUUAUUGCUGUCAAUACGAGUAUUAUAUUGUAUAUUCUAUAUAAUACAUAUUCAUUAACACAAUAUGAGAGACAGAUUUUAAUGUUAAUUACAAGGGUAUCUCAUAAAAGAGCUGAAGAUAUUAUGUAAAAAUUAACUGAUGUGAGAACAAUUUUAAUUGAGCCUUCAUAACUUUUGUGGAAAAGAGUUAAUUAUUUCGAUAUAAAUUAUGAUUAAGUUCAAUUAAAUCAAUAAGUAACAAGUUUUUUAUUAGCAAAAUCUGUCAAAACAUAAUCAGUAACUAAAUCAAAUGAAUUAUCUGGUUAAAAAUCUAAAAUUAAAACUAAAAGAUCAUACUAAAGUAAUUCAUUAGCUUAGAGAAUCUAUGAUCUCUCUCUUAGUUAUCCUUCUAACCUUAUUUUUCUUUUUUUCCUUUGGUUUUUAGCAAUUAUAUUUAUUGUUGGAGGAAUUCUCGUAACUAUAAGUCAAGUUUCAGAUAUUAAACCCACACUCAAUCUAAAUUUAUAAUUGAUUCGAUUUAAACUUAGAUAUGAUACUCUAAUUGUCUUAGGAGAAAGCCUAAAAACACAGCAAAUAAUUAGUGAUGAAUUAAAGAAAAAAUUCGGAAAUGUCAAUAUUGAUAUGAAAAACUAAUUAAUUUUAGACCUUUUUAGUGAAUAAACUGAAGGAUUUUAAGAUUCUAUGAGAAAUAUUUAUGAUUCUCUGGCUAGUUAAUCUGGACUUUUAGAAGCAUAAAAAAAAGAAUUAUUAAUGUAUUUUGAAGAUAGUCUUUGUAAUUAUAUGUCUGAAGAAAUUCCCUUUUGUACUAUUAGAGUUUCAAACCAAAACUUUUCUGUUCCUUAAUCAUUCAUUACAACUUUUGGUAAACCAUGGUUAGAAGAUAAUAAUUUCGAUUAUUUAUCUGGAGGUAUAACUGGUUGUGUUUAAGAAUUUACAAAAACUUUAAAUUUGUAUUUCUCUAAAGAAAUUUAAUUAAAACAAAUGCAAGUGACAACACUAUCAGAAACAGUCUCUUAUCUAAAAACAUAAAUUCAUUUAAAUCAGUUUGUUGAAUAUUAUCUUGAUUCUGGUAAGUUGUUGUCAAUUAUUGGAGAUAAUUUGUUUGAAUAAAAUCAAUCAAAAUUGUCAUAAGCUACAACAAUUAUGCAAUUAUACAUUUAUAUAACCGGCCUUGGUUUACUAAUAGUAUUAGGUUCAAUUUCAUAUUUUUGGUUAAAAUAUGUUAGUAUAAGAAUGAAACUUAUGAGAUUAAGUUUGACUCUGAUUCCAUAUGAAAUUUUAUUGGAGCCAAAGACAAUGAGUUCUUUAAAAUAAUUAUGA
Paramecium sonneborni is the source of this 5874-nucleotide messenger RNA. The record is from the annotation of a GenBank genome assembly. Lineage: Eukaryota; Ciliophora; Oligohymenophorea; Peniculida; Parameciidae.